Messenger RNA from Eurytemora carolleeae, 293 nucleotides. Its product is annotated as protein Churchill. Bases 5 to 277 code for a protein of 90 amino acids. Gene Ontology annotation, molecular function: zinc ion binding. The record is from RefSeq and is a predicted model, not a curated record. Gene Ontology annotation, biological process: positive regulation of DNA-templated transcription; fibroblast growth factor receptor signaling pathway; multicellular organism development. NCBI's taxonomy places the organism in Eukaryota, Metazoa, Arthropoda, Copepoda, Calanoida, Temoridae. The transcript is spliced from 3 exons.
UACAAUGUGCAAGGACUGUGUGAAACGACCCUUUCCAGACAGGGGUAGUUUUUGUUUGGAGAAUGGUGCUUACCUUGUUAACCUACAGAACUGCUCUAAAUGCUUGAAAUUAGAUCCAGGAUUGGAAAACUAUGGAAGAUCAGUUGGUGAAGAGGAUGAAAGAGAAGAUAUAGAGUACAAUCAUAUUUGUAAGCAAUGCAAUCAUGUGAUUUCUCAACAUAAGGUUAGAAUUGUGUACUUUUUAAUUUUUAUAUUAUUUAGCGUUAGCCUUGAGUGAUUGAUCUUGAUAUGCA